This is a messenger RNA of Hippocampus zosterae (dwarf seahorse), 1220 nucleotides long. It is a transcript of the gene ube2g2, whose product is annotated as ubiquitin-conjugating enzyme E2G 2 (UBC7 homolog, yeast). Gene Ontology annotation, cellular component: cytosol; endoplasmic reticulum. The transcript has 6 exons. The record is from RefSeq and is a predicted model, not a curated record. NCBI's taxonomy places the organism in Eukaryota, Metazoa, Chordata, Actinopteri, Syngnathiformes, Syngnathidae. Bases 22 to 519 code for a protein of 165 amino acids.
ACAACGACCACGGCGGCGGCGAUGGCGGGCACCGCGCUCAAGAGACUCAUGGCCGAAUACAAACAGCUGACACUCAACCCGCCGGAGGGAAUCGUCGCAGGUCCCGCCAAUGAGGAGAACUUUUUUGAAUGGGAAGCGCUAAUCAUGGGACCGCAGGACACGUGCUUCGAGGGCGGCGUCUUUCCGGCCGUGCUCACCUUCCCCUCCGACUACCCGCUCAGCCCCCCCAAGAUGAGGUUCACCUGUGACAUGUUUCACCCCAACAUCUACCCAGACGGCCGCGUGUGUAUCUCGAUCUUACACGCGCCCGGCGAUGACCCCAUGGGCUAUGAGAGCAGCGCUGAACGGUGGAGUCCCGUCCAGAGCGUGGAGAAGAUCCUGCUAUCUGUGGUUAGCAUGCUUGCAGAGCCGAAUGACGAAAGCGGCGCCAACGUGGACGCCUCGAAAAUGUGGCGGGAGGACCGGGAUCACUUUUACAAACUGGCUCAGAAGAUCGUACGCAAGUCCCUGGGCCUUUAGUGUGAUCUCAACACCCGUGUGUGUGUGUGUGUGUGUGUGUGUGUGUGUGUGUGUGUGUGUGUGUGUGUGUGUGUGUGUGUGUGUGUGUGUGUGUGAGUGAGUGAGUGAGUUAGUGCGUAUACAUGCACUCACGCACGCAGCAGCAGCAUGGACUGCUUUGACCUUGGUCCGUGACAGCAAUGUGACGGUUGAUUGCACCGCCACCCUGAGAAGAGCUGACUCCAAGCCCCAUCAUCAGGAAGUGAUGUCACAUCAUGAGCCCUCCACUCCCGGCUGCUCAUUGGCCAUGUAAGAGAAUCACAUGACAUUGCAGAAGACUCAAAGGGAAGUUGCCAGCUCAUGACACGCUCACAUUGGGAGAGGUGUUUCUUUUCUAGGGAAAUCCGUUUGUGCUUUUCUUCCGUGUGCUUCAUAUCCUGCUUCAGGUCCUGACUCGUAAGACAAUUUAGCACACUCGUGGAGGGUAGUUGGAAUGUUGUUUCCUUUGCUACUUCUGGCGUCCUUGUACAAGUUGAAGUUGGCUAUGGAAGAACGGCAUUCAGAGCGGCCAUAAUUUACCGUGUGUGGAUUUGAAUCAUUAUUUCCUCCAAAAAUAAUCUUGAGUGCAACUUGACUUCAUCGCCGACUCCCAUCGCGGUGUCAUUUGACUGUUUGACAAGUAUGUUGUACAAUAAACAAAGAAACAAUGCAAAUGUUCAGAA